Microplitis mediator is the source of this 2614-nucleotide messenger RNA. RefSeq lists its product as uncharacterized. Bases 117 to 2102 code for a protein of 661 amino acids. The record is from RefSeq and is a predicted model, not a curated record. Lineage: Eukaryota; Metazoa; Arthropoda; Insecta; Hymenoptera; Braconidae. The transcript has 3 exons.
AAUUUAUUGUUUGAAAAAAAAAAAUAUAAGAUUAAUAAUUUAAAUUAUAUUAAAUUUUUUUUUUCUCCAAUGGAGAUUGGAGUGAUUAAAUAUUGUUGCGUUAUACUGUCAGAAUAAUGAAGUGUAAUAAAACAAUAUUAUUUUAUUAUUGUUUACUUAUCGUCAAUGUUUCGAGCAGUAAUAUAAAAAUUUAUGCACCUUCGUCAAGAGAAGAUUCAUCAAAGCGUCUCAUUAGCGAUGCGAGAGAAAUAGUGGAGAAAUGUUUUACAAAUAAUUCAAAUCCAAUUAUAAUAAGUGCUGAUUUGAUUAAUAACGAUGACAAAGUUAAAAAUCCACCUGAUAUUAAUAAUUUAAAAUCGUCGUUUAUUAUCAUUAACGAAGAUUUCAAGCCAACGAAGAUCGAAGGGUAUAUUCCUACUUAUCCGACGUAUGUCCUUUUGUUUGAAUCGUUUCUAAAACUGACAGCGCUUAUUGGAGAGUUGAGAAAAUCAAAAAUUUGGAGUAUCAAGUCUCCGUUUUUCGUUCUCGACACGACGAAAGAUUCUCGUUGUAUGAAUGCUCAACCCGUGCUAGGAAUGCUAUGGAAAUAUGAUUUAUUAUCUGCGUAUUACUUGUGUAAUAACAGUGAAAGAGAUUCGACAAUUGUUUACACUUUAAAUCCGUUCACAAAUUACGCUCCGUCACCGUGGGUCCAACUCUAUGCCAGCAACGUAUUCAUAGAUAAAGCUGACGAGAAGUGGACAUUCUAUAAUCUAAAAUAUUCAAAAGAUAAAAAAAUAUGUCAGAAUAUGAUUUUUGAUAAAACAAAACACUUAAAACAAAAUAAAAUAAAAUUAUUAGCUGUUGAGCGAUUUCCAAAUGUGACUUUAGAUAAGAAAGUAGAAAUGAUAAGAAAUUACUUGAAAACAAUAACGAAUAAAAAAAUUCCAUCAAUAUAUACAUUACUUCCGUACAUUAAUGCAACAUAUUUAGUCCACUUCACGGAACAAGGUUUUACCAAAGAAAUGAUGAAUAAUGGUUACAUUGACGAGAUAGUAAGAAAAGUGUGUGAUGCCAAUGAUAAAUUAACGCAAUUAUCAGAUACUAACUAUCAGUUUAUGGACGUUAUGACACAGUAUACUUUAAUCGAAUAUUCAAUACUGACUAAAAAGUCGAAUUACUUGAAGGUGAUCAGUGAAAUAACUUACAAUAUACAAUUUAUUGUUCUAUCGAUAGUUUGUCUAUUAUUGAUAUUGGUGGUCAUAUUGAUUAAUAAUACCUUCAGAGUUAGUGAAAGUAUUAUGGACGUGGUGAGAAUGUUGGCCAAUAUGGGAGUUAUGUCUCCAAUGGACCGUUUGUCUAUGAGAAUCAUUUACUUUUCCGGAUUUCUAUUUAUAUUUAUAAUAAUGCCCGAGUUUCAGGGCCAGAUAUCUGCAAUGUUGUCAAAACCAAUCCGACGUAACGUCGAGUCGCUGAAAGAUCUCCGAGACAAUAAAUACCACGUCUAUUAUCACGAACUUUUAGAGAAUGAUAUGAUCGAUCAAAAGUUGUGGGUUACUGAUGAGGACAGAAAAUAUUUACACCCAUCGAGUUUGCUACAUCUUGAAAAAUGCCCAUAUGAAGCACAGGAAAAUUCAACUAUUGCAUGCAUCAACAUGAGGUCGUCUCAAUUAAAUUCCGCUUUAAAUUUGAAAAAUUUACAUAUUUCUAAAGACGUCGUAUUUAGUAAAUAUUUCGUAUACUGGACCAGGAAGGAUUGGCCGCUGAAAGAUAGAGUCGAUAAAAUGGGUGCACUAUCGGUGGAAACAGGUUUAAUUUAUUAUCGGGACAACAAACCGAGCAAAGAAUAUUCGAAAAAGUUAAAGAAGAUUAAUAAAAUUAAAGAAAAAGAAAAGUAUGAGCAGAUUGACUUUGAUAAUUUGGUGUUCAGUUACAUGAUCACUGGAGUGAUUUUACUGUGGAGUGUGUUCAUUUUUGCAAUCGAACUGCUCUUUCAUAAAUAUUCAAAACUUCGCAAACAGGUUCUGAUAAGGCGAAGGUUCGGGAAUAUAAAGUCAUUGAGAUCGCAACCGAGAAUUGUUUUUUUUCCUGGGCGAAUGGUUCUUCUUAAUAGCCGCGAGUGAUUUUUAUCUCGAAACCAAGUAUUAAAUUAGUAGUAAAUCCGUAAUUAGUAUUCACUGAUUGCUUGAUGUGGAUUUGAUAAUUGCACUCGAUGAUAUUCAAAAAAGGUGUCAUCUGCAGGUUUUGGUCACUAAGUAAAUAAUAAUUUAAACUCUCAAAUAUCUGAAUAUGUAUCAAUGAUACCCAAAAUACAACUCUCAUUUUUCCGUAAAACAUAAAAUAUUGUCCAAAAGAAGUUGAUUCAACUUUUUUCUUAAGAUUGAGUUUUGAAUCUCUAGAAACUCAAAGUACUCUCUUAAAUAUGAUAUAGUGAAAUUAGUGACUAUACACUAUUUGCUAGUGAAAUGUAUAUCACUAAUUUAAAUAGUGGUAUACUUUGCACUAGCAAUAAGUGACUAUUCACUGCUAAAUAGUGAUUUUCCCUAAUUCGUUUUCAGAGAGUAAGAUAACGGAUUUAAACUUAAUAAAAAUUAAACCGCUGCUUAAAAGUUGAAAGUGGAAUAAAUGGUGUGUU